Molecule: messenger RNA, 598 nt
Organism: Sinocyclocheilus anshuiensis
Lineage: Eukaryota; Metazoa; Chordata; Actinopteri; Cypriniformes; Cyprinidae
Product: bile salt export pump-like
Exons: 7
Coding region: 136-579 (147 amino acids)
Cellular component (GO): membrane
Molecular function (GO): ATP binding
Source: RefSeq, a predicted model, not a curated record
AGGAACGUACCCGGACUUUUGCUAAGAACAUGACCAGAUUUUAGUAAUAUCCUGGGAAUCAUUUUCAAUAUAAAACAAAUCCAUAACAGAAAAGAAGAGUCACUUUGGAUCAGCAAGACAAGAACAGGCAGAACGAUGCCAGGAACUGUUAAGCUGCGCAGCAUCAAGAAGUUUGGACAGGAAAAUGAUGGUUAUGAAUUUUCAGAUGAAGAGACAAAUGGUGAUUACAUGACAAUGGCUUCUGGAAAGGAUAAAAGGUCCAAAAAUGAAAAGAAAGAAGAACCAGCCAUCCGUGUCGGCUUCUUUCAGCUGUUUCGUUUUUCCAGCUGCCGGGAGAUCUGCAUGAUGAUUUUUGGAAGCAUAUGUGCGAUGAUUCAUGGUUCGGCACAGCCGCUGAUGCUGCUCGUGUUUGGGAUGCUGACGGACACCUUCAUAGAGUAUGACAUCGAGCUCAACAAGCUUAGUGACCCGGACAAAGUAUGCGUCAACAAUACUAUACAACGGAGAAACCUGACGGAGGAAGAAAACCUGGCACUGAACAUGACCAAAUCAUGCGGGAUCAUUUUAAAGGGGACAUAGAUUGUAAAUUCACAUAACC